This is a messenger RNA of Pleuronectes platessa (European plaice), 1780 nucleotides long. RefSeq lists its product as uncharacterized. The transcript has 4 exons. NCBI's taxonomy places the organism in Eukaryota, Metazoa, Chordata, Actinopteri, Pleuronectiformes, Pleuronectidae. Bases 1 to 612 code for a protein of 203 amino acids. The record is from RefSeq and is a predicted model, not a curated record.
AUGACCACAGCGGAAGUUAGCGACAAUGGAUAUGGACAAAUGAGCGAGCACAGUUACUUACUGCCAUGGAAUCCCUGGGUCAACCUGCGGGGUGAACUGCCACAAGGCCUGCCGGAGCCGCCUGGCCGUCGAGUGCCGGAAGAGGACCAAGAGCAUCAGUCACGAGACGCCGCCGGCUCUGCAGGCCAGGUCCUACAGCUUCCCUCCACCUGCCAACACCCCGCCCAGCCUGCAGAACACAGUGAUUGCCGAGGAGGAUAUAGAGUCGGUGGAGGAAGGUGUGUUCGAUGUCCACCUAUAACCAGGAGCUUUGAAUUGGAGUGUGAGGUCUGCAGCUCUCUUAUUUUUGAAAUGCCUCUCUCCGGUUGGUGUGCAGGAGGCCAAAUCAGUGACCGUCCAUCAGGGGGAGCCAGACGCGGACGUGCUGCAGUAUGUGAGUCUGGCAGCACCCCCACGCUGAGGAGAAAUUGCACUGAACACCAGUCAGGAUACCUACACGGUGCCACACGGUGGACAAACGCCGCAACAGCAACCCCACUCCGGCUGACUCACGUGAAUGUGAAGACCAAUGUGAAUGGAACGGUCUUUGUUUGUCGAAUCUCUACAUGUUGAUCCCAUGCCGACCAAGUGUUUGUGUAAAUCUCACUAUAUAUUCUAUAGAAAAGAGAAAUAAAAUCCACAAUAUUGUAUUUUCCUAUGUUAAAGUCAGAGAAGUCAAAUUUGAGCUCACUUUGCUGCAGAUUGGAACGGCUGUUUACUUUCUUUUUUUUCUCUUUCUUUUAAAACACAAUAGAGGUGCUGUCAUUGCCAAGAAUGUAAACCUGUACCCAGACUAAGCUGCUGUCGCCUUCAUCUGAGAAUCUCUGCUUUUUUAUUGCUCGCCGGCUUGUUUUGAAAUUACAAUUUCGAUGUCAGAUAAAAAAAAAAUGGAAGAUUGAUUUGCGGUGUUCGCGACAAAAGCGGCCACUUUGCAAAACAAACCGAGACGACCACGUGGACAGUUAGAAUGACGGCGGACUUUGAUCGGCGUCAUGUUUCGCUUCAUGUCUAUCCUGACUAUCUGGAACUGUCCCGUGGUUGUUUCCCGUCGUGAUGUUUUUCGGUAUAUUCAGUUCUGUCUCGUACCAGUGCACCGUCAAUGUAGCGGUGACGGUUGAACGCUGCUGUCACAUGAAGAACCUGAGAGAGAGAGAGAGGGAAAACGUGGCUCCUCAACAUGCUCUGUCAGUCGAGAUACGAUAAUCAAACAGAUAAUACCCAAACUGGAGUAAUGAGGCUUUCUCAUUUGACAGCAGCAGCGUCUAUAAAAAAACGUUACCCUGAGAAAUCUGUGUUACUGCAAGUUGUAUUUUGCUGUUUUUUAUCCCGCAUGCUUCUCUCCUUUAUGGCCAGACGUCUCUGUUACUGAGAAUUUCUUCUUUUCUGUAUUUUUUUUUUGUAUCCAGCAUGUGUUCUCAUUUAUUUAGGAAACGUGAGGUCUUGUGAUUCCUGCCAGAGGACAUGUUUCUGUCGCCUUGUGCCUGCGCCGAGAUGAAUUCAGACUUCGAGUGCCAUAUUGUUAACUGCUGGUUUGUCAUUGAUUAAGACUCGUCCCACUGCUGGUAUUUAUUUUAUUCUGUAUAAAGAGCUAAAUCGCUGCCGGUCCUUCUGUGUCGCUCCCCCGCCUUACGAAAAGAUGUUCGCUGUUACUCUGAGAAUGAAUCUUUCCGACUGAUUUCCGUGCUGCUCUCUGUAGUCUCCAGAUGACUCGUCAGUAUUAAAUGGAGGCGUCUUUCCAAAA